Nycticebus coucang (slow loris) is the source of this 1083-nucleotide messenger RNA. It is a transcript of the gene GJD4, whose product is annotated as gap junction protein delta 4. Gene Ontology annotation, biological process: cell communication. The coding region runs from base 1 to 1083 and encodes 360 amino acids. Gene Ontology annotation, cellular component: connexin complex. Lineage: Eukaryota; Metazoa; Chordata; Mammalia; Primates; Lorisidae. The record is from RefSeq and is a predicted model, not a curated record. The transcript has 2 exons.
AUGGAAAGCCUGGAUUUGCUGGGAUUCCUCAUCGUCACCUUAAGUUGCAAUGUGACCAUUGUGGGAAAGGUCUGGCUUGUCCUCAUGGUGUUGCUGAGGAUGGCGGUGCUCGUCCUGGCAGGGCACCCCAUCUACCAGGACGAGCAGGAGAGAUUCGUCUGCAAUACUCUGCAGCCGGGAUGCGCCAACGUUUGCUACGACGUCUUCGCCCCUGUGUCCCACCUGCGGUUCUGGGUACUCCAGAGCGUGUCUGUGCUGCUGCCGUACGCGGUUUUCAGCGUCUAUGUAGUCCACCAGGGGGCCGUGCUGGCCGCCCGGGGGCCCUGCGGCUCACACGGAGCGCCCUGCAGCGCGGGCCGCGGCGACCCAGGCCCCGGGGAGAGGCGCCGGGCGCCCCGCAGCCGCCCGCGCGUGCCCGACUUCUCCUGCGCCUACCUGGUCCAGCUCAGCCUGCGGACUCUGCUGGAGGCAGCCUUCGGCGCCUUGCACUACCUCCUCUUUGGAUUCUUGGUCCCAAAGCGGUUCUCAUGCACCCGCCCCCCCUGCACCAGUGUGGUGGAUUGUUACGUGUCUCGGCCCACGGAGAAGUCCAUUAUGAUGCUCUUCAUCUGGGCGGUCAGCGCGCUGUCCCUGCUGCUCGGCGUGGCCGACCUGGCGUGCAGCGUGCGGGGCAGAAUGCUCAAGGGCAGAGGCCCCUUGGUCAGUGAGGAGUGUGGAGCCCUGAUGCCACCUCCCAGCCACGGUGCGGGGCGCCGGGUGGGCGGGUGGGAGCAAGAGGGGGCACCCGCUAGCCCUGGCACAUGGAUCCCAGGGGCUGGUGCCAACGGCGAGGCCGGUGCUUCGGGGCAGACGGGGCUUCCAGAUGAAGACCAGAAUGAGAUGAUGUCCUUGGCCAGCGACAAGCUGUCCCUGGCUUGCAAAGAGCCCCACGGGGAGGCCGCCCGGGAGCCCAGGAGCAAAGACUCUGUCCCUCAGAGUAGGCUGGCGGGACCCCACUCCUGUAGUCAGCUGCAGCUCUCCGGCCGGCUGGUCAGCUCUGGCAGUGCUCCUCAUCUGAGGACCAAAAAGUCCGAGUGGGUAUGA